This is a messenger RNA of Monopterus albus (swamp eel), 6993 nucleotides long. RefSeq names its product metastasis suppressor protein 1-like. The record is from RefSeq and is a predicted model, not a curated record. Gene Ontology annotation, molecular function: phospholipid binding; actin binding. NCBI's taxonomy places the organism in Eukaryota, Metazoa, Chordata, Actinopteri, Synbranchiformes, Synbranchidae. Gene Ontology annotation, cellular component: actin cytoskeleton; cytoplasmic side of plasma membrane. Gene Ontology annotation, biological process: plasma membrane organization; positive regulation of actin filament bundle assembly; adherens junction maintenance.
CCCCCUUAAUCAUUCUGUUUCCUGCCACUUCAUUUAUGGACUACAGGAGCUCCAAGGGAGACAGUUUGUAAUUUCCGUUCACGCAGUCGAAGAUGGAGACGGUGAUGGAGAGGGAGUGCAGCGCGCUGGGGGGGCUUUUCCAGACUGUCAUCGGAGACAUGAAGGGCAGUUACCCCGUCUGGGACGACUUCAUCAGUAAAGCCAGCAAGCUACAGUCGCAGCUCAGGAUGACGGUCGUGGCAGUUGCCGCCUUCCUGGACGCUUUUCAGAAAGUGGCCGAUCUGGCAACCAACAGUCGAGGAGGGACAAGGGACAUCGGUUCAGCCCUCACCAGGAUGUGCAUGAGGCACCGCAGCAUCGAGGCCAAACUCCGCCAGUUCUCCAUGGUGUUUCUGGACUGUCUGAUCAACCCUCUGCAGGAGCAGAUGGAGGAGUGGAAGAGAGUCGCCAACACUCUGGACAAAGACCAUGCCAAGGAGUACAAGAAGGCCCGUCAGGAGAUCAAGAAGAGAUCUUCAGACACUCUGAAACUGCAGAAGAAAGCAAAGAAAGCUGAUGUGUUUGGUCGUGGGGACCUCCAGCCACAGUUGGACAGCGCCAUGCAGGAUGUCAGCGAUAAGUACCUGCUGCUGGAGGAGACGGAGAAGCAGGCGGUGAGGAAAGCGCUGGUGGAGGAGAGGAGUCGCUUCUGUUGGUUCGUCUCCAUGCUGAGGCCUGUUGUGGAGGAGGAGAUGUCCAUGCUGGGGGAGAUCACUCACCUCCAGACUCUGACAGACGACUUGAAGGCACUAACCAUGGACCCACACAAGCUGCCCGCCUCCAGUGAGCAGGUUAUCGUAGAUCUGAAGGGGUCUGAGUGCACCUGGUCCUACCAAACUCCACCCUCGUCACCGAGCACAACAGUAUCCAGGAAGUCCAGCAUGUGCAGCAGCCUGAACAGUGUGAACAGCAGCGACUCGCGCUCCAGCGGCUCACACUGCCACUCCCCCACCACCCAUUUCCGUUAUCGCGCCUCCUCCUCCUCCUCGUCCUCAGUGCUGCCCCAGCAGACACCUGCCCGCCUCUCCUCUGUCUCUUCGCACGACUCGGGCUUUAUCUCCCAGGACGCCUUCCAGUCCAAAUCACCGUCACCAAUGCCGCCAGAAACCUCACAGUCGUGUGUCCCUGCUGUAGUUUCUCAGUCUGUCACCGAGGAUCCUUCCUCCUCCUCCUCACCCUCACACAAUGUCUCCUGCUAUGGGCUACAACAGUUGUCAAAUGGUUUUGACCUUCACGCUGCCCUCUGUCUGCAAGGAGCAGUACUGCAGGCCCAGGAAAACCACCUCCACCCUCCAUACUUCACCCACUCCACCACCUCCCCCAUCUCCUCGCCCUCCUAUUCGUCUGUCUCUCCCAUGUGGCCGUGGUCUUGUUCAGUCUUCAGCCAAGCAGCAGACUUCCCUCCUCUCAGCCCCUCGGGGCUCGGCGUGAUCCCGUCAUCCAGAAUCCCGUCCUGGAAGGACUGGGCCAAACCGGGCCCAUACGACCAGCCGGUGGUCAACACCCUGAGGAGGUGCAAGGACAGGAGAGAGCAUACAGAUCCCAGCAGCCACCAGGGUGCUGAUGCCACCACACCAGGGGAGGAGCCACAGGGGAUUAAAGGGAGCCGCUCUCUGACAUCACCCAAGGAGGACAGGGAGGCUCACGAGGAGCUGGCCAGAGCACUGGCCCGAGGCCUCCAUCUAGACAUCCACGGCUCCAGUAGAGACUCGCUGCAGGGCUCCAGCGGCUAAAGCAGCCAGACCCACACAGAGGACACCAUCCCCUCACAAGUAUCAGACUGUGACUGCUGCUCUGUGGGAGUGGAUCAGGAAGGUGAGCAGCAGCAGUCACCCGAUAAAUCCUCCACCAUCCCCAGGAACAGCGAUAUCGCUCAGUCCUAUCGUCGUAUGUUCCAGUCCAAGCGCCCUGCUUCCACUGCUGGCCUGCCCUCCAACCCCUCUGCUGUAAUCACGCCGGGUGUCGCCACCAUCCGACGGACACCGUCCUCCAAACCCAACCUGCGGAGGCCCUCCGGAGGACUCAGCCUGGGCCCCAUUCCCAUCAAGCCCCCCAUGAUCCCAGUCAAGACCCCCACUGUGCCUGAACAGCCCGGUUUCCCCGGCAGUACACCACGGACCCCACUCAGCCCCCCAACCACUCCUUUGUCACCAGGCAGCAGCCUUCCUUUGUCACCGAAGUCAGGCCCCUGGGACACCCAGCAUCUGUGCAAGGGAUCCAAUCCCCCUACCCCACCACCACAGCCCAGCGGUCGGAUGAUAGAGUGGGAGCGCCGUCCACUCCCCGAGCUCCUGGAGGAGACGGAAUAUGGCGAGGUGGAAGACUUUCUGGUGGCAAUCCGACGAGGCGUGAAGCUCAAGAAGACGAUGACCAACGACCGUUCAGCACCACGUAUUUACUGAGAUGAAAAGGUUCGGUCCAACUUGAACCACUUUGCAUCCCUGGCUGAAUUUCAGUCCAUCUAUGGGGACACAAAAUGGUUGUUAUUAUAAAGUAAAUGCACACGGGAGCUUUGACAUUAAACAGAUGCCUAGAAUUGGAGGAAGUUGCCCAGAGAGUCUGAUCAAGGAUCACUUCUGAAAUGUUCUCAGUAGCUGGUGAAUUUUAGCAACAUUAAAUAUUUAAAGGUAAAAACUCUGCUCCUUCACUGUUUGGCCGAAGGGUCAUUAUUGUUUAAUAUAAUGAAUAUUUCACAUCAGAACAAACAAAGCUAGAUGAGGCCAAAAUGUAGAUGCCUCUGCUUUGACCAGUGGAGAGUUCAGAGGUUUGGUUUGGGUCACGCUGAAUGAAACUGCUAAGAAAUGGCAAAUCUGAACCAAAACUAAAUAUCCAUCAAGAAUGCAAACCUUAUCAAAAGGAAAGUCGACUUGCUCAGGCCAAGAACUUUCCCAAAGUGCCACACGGUGUUGCUCACUAAGCUCUUCGCCCUUUAAAACGAGGCCUGCGGCGUCUUGCAAGUGGAAACCUGUCAGUAUUGCACUAGUUCCCUUUUGAGGUUACUAAUGGGAGCCACUGAUCUGAGAUCAUUUCCUCAGGGCAACUUCAGACUGUCAGAGAAGUGAGGAAGGUUACUUUACUCACCAUGAACACGUCAUCUAAGGCCAGUGUUGUAGCAGAAAAGCCUGAAAAGAAAAGUCGAUCUUAACGUGUAGUAUUAGGAAGAAGCGAUGAUAGUGCAAAAUUCUUGAAGAUAAAACUGGAGUAUUUCCAAAAGAUCAAAUCAUUAUUUCUAUGUACAUAAUUAUAUUUUGAUGUUUUGUUUGUCAUAUACUUUUUUCCAUACCUGUAGUUUCCCAUUUUCCACUAAAAGUGCCAAAAGCCUGUGUGCUGAAUUUAACUUGAAUAUUCUCUCUAAUUUAAAUUGCACUGGAUUCUUUUUUCCCUGUGAAAACACAGGGUGUUCAAACUAGAAUCUAGAAGGCCUGAAAGAAAAAUGGAGCUUGUUCGCAACCUAUAAGAGUCACUGUAGAUGUAGGGUAGCUUACUGAAGAAGUACAGAGUUUGUUGUUCCAGUUAUUAACACCGCAUGCAGUAGACUGACCUGAAAUGUUCUUAACAUUUCCCUCAGUAUAAACAAAUCAUUGUGACUCUUAUAUUAGAACUUUAAGUCGGUUAAGGCCACAUUAUCCCGGCAGCGGAUGAGUAGUGGAUCAGGAACUGUGGACGCCUAUGACUCGAGAGAUCCGACACAACGUUCAGCCUUUGAACCUCUAAACUAAAAAGAUGUAAGGGAUUACUUGAUAAUGAGUCCAAGUUUAUUUCCUCCUUCCGAAAUGUAUUUUUGUAUAGCAACAAAUUUAUGUGAAGCACUUCGAAGGUUUUGAACAAAUUUGAAAACGAUCAGUUAUUUACUGUUACAAACGAGCUGUAAUAGAAACAAUUGGUCUAUUAAUCAAUAGAUGACUGAGAAAAAUGAUUGGCAACUAUUUUCAUAACUGAUUAUUUUUUAACAUUACAAAUAUGAUCAUUUUUCUCCCUAUGACACUAAAUUGCUGGGGUUUUGGGCUGUUCACUGAACAAAAUGACAACCACAGGCUUUGGGAAUUUUUCACUAUUUUCUGACAUUUUAGCCAACAAUGGCGAAUAUCAACAGAUUCAUCGAUGAUAAAAUUAUAAUCACUAGUUGCAGCACUAUUGCAAACAGACAAUCUGUCAGUUUCUCGGCCUCCAUGUUCAAAAGCCGUCGUCCCUGUUCAUUGUUCUACUUUUGCCAUGUUGUGAACCCAUUGACUAUGUAGCGGCUGUACACCGUUCGCGCCCUUCGAGUCCAGCACCAGAGGUUAUGACGGUGUUGCUACCUAGCAGCAGUCAUUGGAGCAUUGUGAUUAGUGCGUCAGUCUGUUGUAGUGAAGCCUGUGUUCAGGGGGUGAGCUGGGUUUAGUUGGCACAAACGUUGCCGAGCAGCAGUACGUUGGAGUCGCCUGCUUUAGAUCAAGUUUACACGCAUUUUAAUUGUUUGGUUACUUUUCUGUGAAACCUCUAACAGUCUGCUUCUUAGCUUUGUGCUGUCUAGGGUUAUUAAUUGGAGGCAACCUGCUUACACUUUUAACCAGUGGUGUGCAUACCGGCUUCCAAGCCCUUGGAAUCUAAGGGGAGAGAUGCGGGGGGUCGCUAGAGGGUGGUCACGUGAUGGACUAAGGCAGCUGAGGGGGGUGGGCAGCCCGGCCCUUUGGCACUGCAGCAAAGAGUGGGGAGCAGAAGUUACAGCAAAUGUUAGUUCUCAGAAUUACAUUGGUUUUACCAACCACAUGGCUUUAUUAUUAUGGCAAACCACGCAGGACAUCUUCUUUAAAAAUACAUGUUGUCUACUGAUCAGCUUAAGACAGUCCUGCAUCUGACACACUUCUAGCCUUAAUUUGUCAGUACUUAUCUUGUAUUGUACAACUAUAAACACUAAUAAUCGUGAGAUAUCUAUCAAAAUAAUGCAUUAAAUAACUAGAUUUAACAAAAUUAAUUUGUUUGCAGACACCCCACAGAGAGUCAACACUGAUCCACUGUGAUCCAGCUGUAGUGUAAACAAGUGUGAACACUUAACAUGGUGCUGGUGCUAACUCGGCUGCCUUCAUCCGGACCCCGGGCCUUGCACGUCCCAGUCCGAGAGGCUUUGUGGACUGAAUCCUAGCUUAGCUCUUUAAUUGCUGAUUACAGCCCUAAAUGCACAAUUUGACUGGUUGAAAACUAUUCAGAAACACAGUUAAUGUUCUGAUUUUGCUCAUGUGCACUUUUCACCUACCACCACAGCACAUAUUUAUUUUGUCAGAUUUUUUUUUUUUGGUUGGCUUCAGAACAUUUCUAAAGACAGCGCUGCCCUGCACAGAGCAGCUCGAUGGCACCGGAUCUGUGACCUCUGUUAGCUGUGGCUCAAUGCUAUAAACUAACAUUCAUGCAUAACUACAAAUAUAACCCUGUGAUAACUUGUAAUUACUAAAUGUCAACCAGUCCCAUGAGCUAAAAGUCUAACUUGUGUUAGCAGGUGAUCAGCAUAACAAGCUGAAAUACACAAAACUCUCAUUGCUACUGUACAGUUAGUCGUCAUGUGACAAAUUAUUUAUUCAUUUAUAUGUUUUCUCCAUUUAAUUUUAGUUUCCACAUCGUCUGUCUCUAAACUGUCCUGUUGAGCAUAUAAAACCUAUUAACAAAUGUAUUUAAUAUGCAUGUUGUAUUUUUUAGUUAAAGAUUUAAUAGAUUUUUUCUACUACAACUACUUAUUACUUUUUCCUCUACUGGACCAGAAUGCAUUGUGGCUCCCGGCAAAUAUCAUCCUACAGGGAUCACCAAUGUUUCUUAUUUUGUGUGACAGCAGUGUGUGUAUGAUGACUGAGGCGCGUCCGUCUCAUCUCCCUCCUCACCCUGUUUAUAUUUAACCUGCAGGUUGACGAAUACAAUCGUGUAGCUGAUGCGAUAACAAGCGCGUGAAGCUGAAUGUUCAAGCCUGUGAGGAACUGUGUAACCGUGCGUGUUGUCAGUGAUGUGCGUGACACACACCGGGGGUCAGAGAAGUGAUGAUCAGAAACAUCUAGAAAAUCAUUUGAUCUGUUAUGUGACAGACAUUUUUACAAGUCCAAUCAAAAAUCACUUGUCCGGUCCUCAGUGUGUGUGUGUGGAGGCCGGUUUUGUACUUUAAGUAAAGCAGCUGUUAGUGUCACGGCCUUAAGACGUUCAGACUUUUCCUUUGAGACUAGUUGCCAAAUGUCCUACAGUAUAUGCGACGUUAAUGCCCAGGCCUUGUUUUUUGUAAGAUAGUUUACUUAUUUAAUGAUUUCCCUUGUGCAUUUCAGAUAAAUAUUAAUGAUAUAAGCAACAUUUCAGCCAAAGAAACAUGGAUAAGUUACUUUGGAAAGUUAGUGCAGGAGAAUCGCGUAACUAAGCUUCGUCCUGCAGGCGUUAAAACAGGUUUGGGAUCGAAUAGCCGGUGUGAACAGAAAAGCAAAGUUAAAGUUAUUUAAAUGUCACAACUUGGCCACCAACAAAAUUUUAACUGUGACUUGGGGAAUCUCUACAUUACACAGAUUAAAACUACAAUGAAGAUAAAUCAUAAUAAAGCUUCUUCAAAAGACCUGGUUUUGAUAUAAAAUCUAUUUUUCAUUAACAGAACAGGAGCAUCUUGGUAACAAAAUGCAGCAGCUAAUGUUAAAACUGAGAAAUGUCCCUCUAACAGGGUUAACACUUUACUGAAGCCACUGAUCUGUCCUCUAUUUUGUUUGGGCCCUAAUAAGGUUCCUAAUUUUAAAAAUGACACUUGAGAGAGAACAAGUUGGUCAGUUAGACCAUUUUAAAUGUGGUAAUAAUCACUGAUUAGGUACAUUGACUGUUUACUUGAUUUUAGCUGAAACACCAAUAAGAUUCUACUUUAUCAAAAUACUACAUGAAGGUAAAAGGUUUUGUCCCACAGCAGUUGUAGUGAGUUGUACUCUGAGUCAUUGCCUCUUAUAUCCUAAGAUUAAAAAAUGAUCA